GUUUACGGGAUGACGUGUACAGGAAGACAUGCUAACUGCCUGAGAACAGUGUCGCUAGUUAAGAAUGGCAGGCGUUAGCAGUGCAUGACUACUUUCUGUCAAUAUAUUUAAUUACAUGUACUGUUAGGGUUGUUAUAUCUUCCAAAAAUAAGAAACAUGAGUGCGAGUGUAAUUUCAGCCUAACAUUAGCUAGUAAAACGUAAGCUGCUGUCAGCUUUCAUCACUAGAGACAUCCUGCUCCUGACAGGUAUUGUAUGAGCCUGCUGUUUGAUCACUGAAGCCAUGGCUAAUCCUAAUGAUCUACAAUUCCAAGAGUUUGAGGAAGCAGCAGAGCUGUUGUCUGCAGACCCGGGGGCCUCCACACUCAGUAUGUCUGCCUCAAACGCCAUCACUACAACAGCAGCAGCGGAAGGAGAAGGAGAGGAUGUGAAACUAGACCUCUCAGAGGAUGAGGAGGGUCUGGAGGAGAGUUCAGAGCUAUUAGGAGGACAGAAACAAACUGGUGGCUUCUGGACCUUUGAGUACUAUCAGUCUUUCUUCAAUGUGGACACAGUGCAGGUACUGGACAGAGUUAAGGGGUCAUUGAUGCCAUUACCAGGAAGAAACUUUGUAAAACACUACCUUAGGAGCAACCCAGAUCUAUAUGGACCCUUCUGGAUCUGUGUGACGCUGGUGUUCUCAGUAGUGAUCAGUGGGAACUUGUCCAGCUUUCUCAGUGAGAUGGGAAACCCCUCCUACCACUACAGACCACAGUUCCACAGAGUGACAAUAGCAGCAGUUGUGAUCUUCAUGUACGCCUGGCUGGUGCCAGUUGGUUUAUGGGGUUUUCUAACCUGGCGGCAAGGGACUGAGAGGCAGGUCGGGGGCUAUUCCUUCCUGGAGACAGUGUGUGUCUAUGGUUACUCUCUCUUCAUCUAUAUCCCCACCUCGGUUUUGUGGAUCAUUCCAUUUGAGUGGUUGCGCUGGACACUGAUCCUGUUCGCCAUGGUGAUCUCUGGCUCCGUACUGGUCCUCACCUUCUGGCCUGUUGUCCGUGAUGACACCAAGGUGAUGUCAGUGGCUACAGUUGUGACCAUAGUGGUUUUGCACACACUGCUGGCUAUCGGCUGUAAAAUGUACUUCUUCCAGAUAGCAGUCCAUGUACCAACAACGGCCCCUACAUCCCCCCCGCUUCAUAUAACAGCGGCCUCAAGACCCCACUGACCAAUAUGAAGAGUCAUUGCAGGAGAAAGAAAAUAAAUCAAUAAUGUCUCUGUUGUGUUUGGAAUCACAUGCCGAUAUAAUACGAUGUAUAGGUAGGAAGGUCAAGGCAAUCUUGAUUAUUGCCAUUGUGUGAUCGGUUCAAUGCUCGCUGAUGGGAUGGGUGUGUGUGAUCGUUUGUCUAAUUUAUCCUACUGUGGCUCUACUCGGACUGAAGUAGCACUUGUUCAUUGCAAUAAUUGUACAUUUUGACUGUGAUGUCUGAGGAUGUGGUGCAAGUUUAGAAGAAGACAUUAAAAAUGAUUAAUUGUAUAGGGGAAAAAGUGUAAAACUUCUAAACGAAAUACAAUCAUAAAAGCACGCUGUGUCAUUCAGUC
Anoplopoma fimbria (sablefish) is the source of this 1577-nucleotide messenger RNA. It is a transcript of the gene yipf2, whose product is annotated as Yip1 domain family, member 2. The transcript has 9 exons. Gene Ontology annotation, molecular function: small GTPase binding. Gene Ontology annotation, biological process: vesicle-mediated transport. The record is from RefSeq and is a predicted model, not a curated record. The coding region runs from base 283 to 1203 and encodes 306 amino acids. Gene Ontology annotation, cellular component: Golgi apparatus; membrane. NCBI's taxonomy places the organism in Eukaryota, Metazoa, Chordata, Actinopteri, Perciformes, Anoplopomatidae.